AUGGGGCAGCUCGAGAAGGACGACGGAAGUCUCGACGAGGCUAGCAACGACGUGCUUCGACUCCUGGACCUCGGCCCCAGCCUCACCAAGCUACCCCCGCGGGCGCCCGACGCGGACGCCGCCGGGGGAUGGGCGGCCCAGGAAGGACCGCAGCUCGAGGCUGUCGUCGACGCGGUCGAUACGACCAACGGACUCUUCCUCCAUAUUUCCAAGCUCGCGAGUGACAUGUGGCGGAAGGAGUCGGAGACCGAGACGCCGUCCACGGCCGUCGCGCUCCCCACGUCCGACUUUGACGUGCGUCUUGGCUCGUACGUCAAGCACCUCCAGCAACUCGCUGUUGCGACCAAGAAGGAAAAGCACAAGCACGAGCAGCGGCUCCUUACGGUACGAAGUGUCUCCAAGAGCCAGCGCAAGGUGAGCCCGCCGCCGCUACCGCUACCGACGCAGAACUGCAUGGUCCUCGGGUGGGACAUGGCGAUCGCGCUCUUGCGAGCAACGCGGCGCGAAGGCGGCGACACGUACCUUUCUGCGCUGCGCAUGGUCCAAGACAACAUGGCGACGCUCAAGCCGAUGGCGUACCUCGACGGCAUGUACCUCUCGCCAAGCGCGAGUGCGUCGUUCAACCAGCUCUGCGACUUUCUCAUCGAGGCCGCGGAGCCUGUUUUGUCUCCGAACGGCGACAUGGAGGCCACGAUCUCGCGCACAACUAUUUCAACACUGGCCGAGCUUGCUCUGGUGCGUGGGUCCCUUGCGUACCUGCUCUCGUCCGUGCUCUGGAUGCUCUCGCGGUCACCGUCCACGACCCUCGACGUCAACCACGUCCUCUCCAAGCUCUUGUCGAUCAAAGAGCAGUCGCUGUAUGGUAUCUGUGAAGCAUCAGGUGAGCUCUACUGCUGCGGCCAAAACUCGUACGGCGAGCUCGGUAUCGGCGACGACAUUGAACGCCAUCAACUUACGCUUGUGCCGUUCGGUGGCUGGGACGACAUUCGGCAGGUCGUGAGCGGCAACGAGAUCCUCGCCGUUCUCACCAACAGCGGCAUCGUGCUCACAGCGGGCCUCAACAAAAGUGGCCAGUGCGGCCACGGCCACUUUGACGAGCGCGUGAUGCUGCUCCGGCCAAUCGAGGCGCUUCGCUCGCAGCGCGUUCGGUUUCUCGCCGCGUCCAACGGCUGCGAACAUAUGAUUGCCGUCACAGACACGGGGUUGGCAUAUUCGUGGGGCUACAACGACCGUGGUCAGCUCGGCCACGAGAACGUCACGACCAAGAUCCAUGUGCCCAAGCUCAUCGACCACCUCCGUGACAAGAAGGUGACGUUUGCAGCAGUGAGCUACCACCACAGCGCCGUGAUUACGGAAAAAGGCGAGCUCUUUACGUUUGGCAUGAACGACUGCGGACAGCUCGGACACGACUCGACCGCGCACCAGAGCAUCCCGACGCACGUCAAGGCACUCGACGGUCACGUCGUUUCCAUGGUGUCGUGCGGCUUGUACCACACGAUCGUCUGCACGGCCGUCGGCGAGCUCUACACGUUUGGCAAGAACGACUAUGGGCAGCUCGGCCUGGGCCACAAUCGACAGAGCAAGAUCCCGAGCCUCGUGUCGAUCCCGAACGAGUCGAUUGCGUUUGUUACCUGCGGCUAUUACCACUCGCUCGUCGUCGGAACCAGCGGGCGCGUCUUUGCUUUUGGCCGCAACGACUAUGGCCAGCUUGGCAUUGGCACAAAAGUGCACCAGAGCAUGCCGCACGUCAUCACGCUUGCGCCGACGGUGCGCGUGACGCGCGCCGCGUGCGGCUGCUACCACACGGUCAUUCUCUCCGAGCAAGGCCACGUGUUUGCGUUUGGUCGCAACAACAAGGGCCAACUCGGAAACCGCGGCAGCACCGACUCGCUCUUGCCCGUGCCGCUCAUGGUGCGGCCGGAGAAGAGCCAUCGCCGCGUCCUCGACAUCGCCGCUGGGUUUUACACGACGUCGUUGAUUGUCGAGCGCAAGAAAGAGUCGGACGACGACGACAAGAGCGACCAGAGCUGGGUCAUUCCGCUCUGUGGGCGCAUCGACAUUGACCGGUCCGGCGAGAUUGAAGGCUUGAGCAACUUUGGGUCCCUCUCGACGGUCGGCGUCAGCCUUACGCGCGGCGCAUGGUUUUACGAAGUCGAGGUUGUCACGUCCGGCUUGAUUCAAAUUGGCUGGAUUGACGGCCACUUUCAAGGCAGCUCAGACCAAGGUGAAGGCGUUGGUGAUCAUGCACACUCGUGGAGCUACGACGGCAACCGUCAGCGCCGCUGGAACUCGGGGUCGUCCACGUAUGGCGACAAGUGGAAGGCCGGCGACAUUAUUGGGUGCCUCCUCGACCUCGAUGCGUCCGAGAUGCGCUACUUCCGGAACGGCAUCGACCUCGGCGUCGCCUACGCCGAGUUCCACCCGUCAUCGGAAGACGCGCGCAGCGGCAUGAUGCCGGGCAUUAGUCUCGAGCGCGGCGAGAUCAUUCGGCUCAACCUCGGGCACACGGCGUUUGCGUUUCCGCCGACGGCCAAGCACGAGAGCGUCGCCCGCGCGAUGCAGUGCCCCGCACCCGAAGUAUCGCUGUCGCUCGCACCGCAAGUGCCGACAAACGCGCCCGAAGCGCUCCACGGGUCGGCCAAGGUGCUCGUCGGGGACCGUCUCUUUGUCAUUGGUGGUAUGCUGGGGAGCGAUAAGGAUGCUGCAACGACCAAGGUGUGGGUCUGCCACCUCCCGACCAACAAGUGGGAUCGCUGGAGCGACCUCCCGAUCCCGCUGAAAUUUCACCAAGCGGUGCUCAUCGAUGAGCACAACAUUCUUGUCGUUGGUGGUGAAAACGACGCUCCAGUGUCGCGCCACCUCGACUUGUACAAGUGCUCGACGAAAGCCAACGCCGACGGUUCGUUUCCGACAUGGGACCUUAUCCAAGGAUCAUCGGCCACAUCACUACCCGUUGCGCGUGCACACCACACGGUCGCUGCCGUCCGCGUCCGUCUCGAGACGCUUGUCUUUCUCUUUGGCGGCCGCGCCUCGGACGAUACGAUCCUUGGCGACGCGUGGUUUCUGUCGCUGGAAGACUUUGCAUGGGCCAAGUUGCCGUCGUCGAUUGCACUGGAUCCGGGGCCGCGCGUCGGCUGUGCGUCGUGCGUGGUCGGCGAAAGCGUCUAUGUGUUUGGUGGCAUCGACAAGGAAGACCGACUGCGCGCCGAUCUUUGGCGCUACAACACGUUUGACCGCGUUUGGCACCUCUGCCACGACGACUACAUUUACACGCCCCGCGAGCACAUGAAGGGCGACAAGAUGCAAGAGUUCAAUCCGCUCAUGCCGUCGGUCCGCGCGCACCACGGCAUGGCAUCGGACCUCGGCAACAUUUGGAUUUACGGUGGUGAGACGCGCAAGGGCGACGUGCUCGGCGAUCUUUGGGUCUUCUCACUCACACGGUGCACGUGGGCGUCGGUCGAUGUGGUUGGCGCCGAGCCCCUCGCGCACACCGCCAUGUUUGUCGCUGCCGGUCGAGUCUGUGCCCUUCCAUCCGGUCAGGUGCCCGCGCCACUCGCCUGUUUUCUCUAUGGUGGUCGCACGACAUUGCUGGAAAAUGGCAUGGCCGUGCCCACGUGGACGACAAUGAUCCGACUCUUGACGCCGUCGGCCGUGCACAAGCGCCUCGAGAAUGGCCGAUCGUCGCAAACGGUCGUCGGGAAGCCGUCGACGGUCUUGGCGAGCUUGCGGGUGCACGCGGGCGAUGCGCAGUGCCUCCCGACCUGUCUCGACUCGGCAAGCUGCAUUCUGGGCCACCUCGACCGUCUCCUUGGCAACGACGUGCCGCAAUACGAAGUCGAUGCGAUUCAGCCGUCGCGCUGCAGCUAUCGUUCGUUGUGCAUUGACGCAAAGGAGCCGUCGUUUGCCGCGUUGCACCGGCUCCUCUUGCUUUUGGGCACCAAGUACUUGGCGCCGCAGGGCGCCGCGUCGCAAGAGACGCUCUACCCCCUUUUGGUCGUGCUGCGCUUGAUCAAGUUCAACUUUUUCGAGCUCUCGACGUCGUGUUUGGUGCUCGACGACUUGGGGUUCUCGUCGGCAUCGACAGAGCCAGGUGGUACGCUCUACUUGCUACGGGAGCUUCUCUUUUCGAUUGCCGAGUACGUGCCACCUGCCGACAACAAUGGUGUCGGAGUGGCCAUCAAGAAGGAGACUGUCGCCGCGAUCAACUGCGGGUUUGCAAUCAUGUUUCCGUCGCUUCUCGACCGCCUUUCGGUGCUCACACGGCUUUUCAACGACCAAGCCAAGUCGACCGACGUCGCCAACUUGCUCUUGCCGAUGCUCGUGCCGUCGUUUGCGUGUCCAAAGACACUGUUCGAGCUCAUGGCCGAGUCGGUCGACGACACAUCGCUGGCGAUCACGACGACGUUUGCCGAGACGCUUUUGCGCGCCCUCUGGCAGCAAACGUUGGCCGCAGCGCCUAACACGCUCUCAGCGCUUGUCAGUAUUGAAGCGUCGUCCGAAUUUCAGUGCUUCCACGUGCUUUUGCGUGCGUCUCUCUUUUGGGCCGCGUCGAGUCUCCACGGGUGGGCCAUCACCAAGCACAUUGUGGAGCGAUUGUUGCAUUACAUGGCUCAGCUCGUCGACGCGCUCAAGACACCGUCGAUGGUGGCGCCCGCACUUUUUCUCCAGCAGAGUUUUGCCGGCAAACUGCUUCCGUUUACGCUCGUGAGCCUUCUCAACUUGCCUUCGAUUCGUCCUGCGUUUGCAAGCGCCGUCAUGGACUUGUGGCCAGCGGUGCAGACGCUGUUAACGGCACUGCACGACCUGAUGACGUCACUGCAAUCUGGGUCCAUGUCGCUGACGCCGUCGUCGUCGCUCACACCAACGCUACCGGCGACGUUCCAAGAGGAGGCUCUGUAUGGAUCGGCGACGCUUCAGGUCACUUGUGCGCUUUUGGACGCGCUUCAAAUACCAUCGAACCGCGUGCUGAAUGGCAUUGAGCUUGCAGGUCUGCUCUGGAAUGCCGUGCGUGUGGGCAGCCCCGUGAAGCGUCUGCCGACCGCCAGUGUCCGCGACUAUGACAUGUACCGUAUCGUGCUCUCGCCGGGUUUUGCCAACGUCUUUGGGAAGCGCAGUCUCCUCGUCGGGUACCGCGGCCACGCAGAGAUUGACGACUUGAGCGACACGCCGUAUGACGCAACAAAAUUUACGUGGAAGUUUGCGUGGGACACCCUCACGUGCCACAUUGCGCUCUUGACGCCCAGUGUGUUUCCACCGCCGGCGCCGUCGCAGGUCGUGUCUUCAACGAUGCCGAGCCCCGAGCUCGCAGCGCACCUCGACUGGCUCCAUGAUAUUCAAAGCCUCUUGGCGCAUCUGGGUGGGCAGUAUGCAUCGGCGCUCAUCAUUGGGGACGCGUCGGUCAAAGACACGCCGGCGUCGCUCGAACGCUGGAUUCAGUCGCCGCUCUUCCGCGGCGGCCUCGACGACGUCGAGAGUGAGGCCAACCGCAACGAUCUUCUUUUGUCGCAAAUCCUCACCAACGACGGCGCCGGCAAAAAGCUCAUUGACAAGGUCAAGAUGGCUGUUGAUCCGGACGCGCACAUCAACCCCAAGCUACGCGCGACGCGCCUCAAGCGCCAAGACAGCGUGGAGCGAACGCUCGAGAAGAGCGGUGGGUUCGAGGCGGUGGAUCGGGCUGUGCGCGCAACGUUCGCGGUUCUCGCCAAGCACAGCCACACGUCAUACGUGAGCGACCCGCUCACGCGCGACGGUAUGCCGAGCGAUGCGCUCGUGGAUGCGUGGCGCACGGCACUGCAGCUUCGCCGAUGGAUCGUGCGGGAGCAACAAAAGCUAGCCGUCACCUUGAGUGACGGCAAGGUCUAUGGCGACGAAGCCGCCGAGGACUCGGAGGCGACCAAGGAGCGGCAGCAAGUGCUCUACAAGCAAGUGUGCGACCCGAUCGUCGAGCGCGCGCGCCUUUUGUUGCAGCUGGCGCCGGUGCCCGUCUCGAGCACUGUAGAGCACGGCUCGUCGCCGUUCAAGAUCCUUCCGGGCAUCUCACAGUCGCCAUUCGACUUUGCCUCGCGCCAGGCUGCCGACGCCUCGCCCAGUAGCAGUACUACCGCACAUGGCGACUCGGACCAAGAGCAAUGGCUUCGGCAACUCAACAAGCUGAUGGAGACCAAGUCGCUCGAGAUGAUUGAAGAAGAGGAUGAGAAGAUUCAGACGGACAUUUUUGCGUUCCUCCAGCAGCCAGAAGGAGCGUCGUUCGACGCUGACAUGGACGCGCUGCUUCGGAAGCACAAGCAGCGCGCGCAGCAACGCCUCCACGGACUUGAGAUCUUUUCGCCUUGCUGCAGUGCACGCUGGGCAUCCCUUCGGCCCGAUUUCACUUGCUGCCGACACUUGCCGCGUCGUUCCGGCGGUCGUCACCGAGCACCGACGGCCUCGCGACAAUAA
Molecule: messenger RNA, 6438 nt
Organism: Saprolegnia parasitica CBS 223.65
Lineage: Eukaryota; Oomycota; Saprolegniomycetes; Saprolegniales; Saprolegniaceae
Exons: 4
Coding region: 1-6438 (2145 amino acids)
Molecular function (GO): protein binding
Source: RefSeq, a predicted model, not a curated record